This is a messenger RNA of Trifolium pratense (red clover), 3516 nucleotides long. Its product is annotated as transcription factor SRM1-like. The transcript has 2 exons. The coding region runs from base 2318 to 3307 and encodes 329 amino acids. Gene Ontology annotation, molecular function: DNA binding. The record is from RefSeq and is a predicted model, not a curated record. Lineage: Eukaryota; Viridiplantae; Streptophyta; Magnoliopsida; Fabales; Fabaceae.
AAUGAUGAUAUUUUAAAAAAUGUGAGGAAAGAUUGGAAUGAGUUGGUGGAGGAGAUAAAGGUGACCUCUUGGAGAUGGAGUUUGGGUAAUUAUUUGAGAGUUCCUUGUAUGUUAUAUGAAUGGUGUUGGAAUCCUAAAGAUUAUUUUGAUCUGAUUUUUGGACUUUCUGCGAUUACUGGCAUCUCAUCUCACUCCAUUGGUUUUGGUCUGCGCCUUAAUUUCCCUGUCUGGCUACUUGUUUUUUGUUUAGUUUGUUCUUUAGUGUGUGUAUCCUAUCUUUGGUUAGUGGUUUUUGUUUUCCGCUCUUUGCUGUCUGGACCUAGUGUAUUCCGGCCUGUGUUUUUAGGCUCCCUGUAGCUUCGCUGUUCUGUUAGUGUGUGGGGGUCUCGGGUUGUUGUUUUUAGCUUGUGUCAUGGACCUCUUGCGGUAGUUUAUCUGCUAGUGCAGGCGUGUAACCUUGUUUUGUGCCCCCCUAUGUAUUUCUUGUGAAUUGGUGUGUGCCUUUAAUUAAAUUUGCAGUUUAAAAAAAAAGUAGAAUUUUUUCAUAUUAAAAAGGAAUUGUUGGUAAUGUAGUGGAAUUAAUUGCUUUCUUGCUAUGAUCUAUGUGUCUACCUCGGCUAAUUCUAGGUGAAGUUGAAUUGGUUGUUCAUCAUUUAUAUUCAUACUGAAUGAUUAUUGGACUUUCAUUUUUUUAAUGUAAGGGAUAAUCUACAUCAGGGGUGAAGUGUGAACCCGUGUUAGGUCUUGAUUGUUUAGAUUACUUUUCCUCUUCAAUUUGGAGGAUGGGGAUGAAAUCAAAUUCUUCAUCCCUGUUAUCAUAAACAUAUCUAAACAAUCAAAUGAUAUAUUUAUUAUAUUCCAUUUCACCUCACUCAACAUUAGAUAUACAAACAUAGCUUAGAGGAGGAACUUAAAAGAGGAAAUCCACAAUCUCUGUGCAUUCUUGUUGCUUGUCCCACAUUUCUGCCAUUUGAGCUGUCUCACAGGGACUCUCCCCUUAGCUUUGCUAUUGAUUAUUUCUUGUUAGGAUAUAGGGACGGUUAGAGAACAAUAAAGGAAGUUAAGUAGUUAGAGAAGGUAUUUUGUAUAAAUAUAAGAGAAAUGAGAAUAGACAGGGAAUUCUGUAUUUCGAGAGUUUGUGAAAGGACAAAUUCGUUGUAGAAGGGGAAUCUGAAUCCCUUGGAGGAGUUUAUUCAAUAAAGUUGUUCUUUCUUUUCAAAUCAAUUUCUUUAGUUCCCAAAAUUUCUGCAUAUAAUUUUAUUUUUUAUGUUAUCAACUACCUGAAAAAGUUGAACUCAAAUUAUCUUGCUUCUGUUUCUGUAAGGUAAUAGAACGAUUUGCAAUUAUUAAUUUAAAUUAUUAAUGUUUGUAAAAUGUUGUAUAUGAUCGAUCUGAUAAUUAUACCAUUUUUCCUAUUUUAGUUUCAAAUGUAAAAUUCUGACUAUUCCUACUGUACAAGAAUUAUGGCUCAAGUCAGUAGCUAGUUCCCAAAUCAUCAAAAAUAAAGAAAAACGGGAAUGGCACUGUGUUCUGUUUUUGAUACUUUUUGUAACUUCUUUUACUACUAGUAAUGUUUUACACUAACCCACUUGGGUUGGUCUGGUAUUGGCUUGGGAGUUGGGAGUGACCUUCUCCUUAAGGUCUCAGGUUCGAUUCUCUUUGGUGCCAAUUUGGUGGGCUAAUUUAACUUCUUCAAAAAAAAAAAAAGGUAAUGUUUUACACUAUAAUCUUCUAAGCAAUGAUAGUUUUACAGUUUAUUUUUGAGUAACAACGUAUUUUGUAUCUCCUUUUAAAGGGCCCCAUUCACUAUAAUCUUCUAAUCCAAACUCAUUCAAAAGAAAAAGAUUCUCAUCCAAACCAAUAAAUCCACUUUUAAAGGGCCCCAUUCACUAUAUAUAUAUAUAUAUAUAUAUAUAUAUAAAUACAAUAAUUUAAAACCCUAAAACAUUCAAACUCAGAAAUUAGGAGUGGCAUUCAACUCAACAGUGUGAGUGAGUGAUAGAUUCCAAAUCAAGAUUUUCCUUUUUUUUUCUUCUUCUUUAUGCAACGUGAGUUUUCUCUAUUUUUCUACUUCAUUUUUUAAUUUUCUCUUUACCCAAAAAUCCAUUCAUAACCCUAAUUUUCAUCGCGUUAAUAAUCAAUUUUUCACAUGAUGAUGAUGAUUUCACAUAUUCUAACUAAAUUUUGUUGCUUUUUUAUUUAUUUAUUUAUUUAUAAUCAAUCAAUAGGUUAUAAAAUCAUAAGAAUCCAAAAUCACGAUUGAAGUAAUUCACAAAGAAAUUAAAAUCGCAAUCUAAAUUUUGGAAUUGAAUUGGCUAUGGAUGAAUUGGGAAAUAGUAGUUGUUAUUGGAGUAGAGAGCAAGAUAUAGCGUUUGAAAAUGCGUUGGCAAAUCAUCCCGAGGAAUGGGAGCAAUUUGCGGCGCAUGUAACUGGGAAAAGUUUGGAAGAAGUUAAGCGUCAUUAUGUGGAUUUGAUUGAUGAUGUUAACCACAUUGAAUCUGGUUAUGUGCCUCCGCCGAAUUAUAAUGAAAUAAGAGCUGUCAAAAAGAGAACUAAGACUUCAAGAACUGUUCAAGAAAGGCGAAAGGGUAUUCCUUGGACAGAAGCUGAACAUAGGUUAUUUCUUCAAGGCUUGGAGAACCAUGGAUGGGGUGACUGGCGAAGUAUAUCAAGGAACUGUGUGGUAAAAAGAACACCUACACAAGUUGCAAGCCAUGCUCAGAAAUAUAAAAUUCGACAGAAUUCAAAGGAGAAGAAGAAAGAAAGAAAGCGAUCCAGCAUACAUGAUGUCACUCAUGUAAAAAAUGAUGACAUUUCACCACCUCAAGGACAGUUUAUCAGUCAAGCAAGCGGCUCUGCAGCAAGUUCUGCUGGACAAUCAGCCGAACAAGCUCCUCCAUCCCCACCUUCUGGAAUUUAUGCUGCUCCUAGGAUCGAGCACCCUAUUGGAGGACAUCUUGUAUCUGCAGUUGGCACUCCGGUGAAUCUUUCUGCUGCUGGACAAUCAGCCGAACAUCCAGCCCCACCUGCUGGAAUUUAUGCUGCUCCUAGGAUCGAGCAACCUAUUGGUGGACAUCUUGUAUCUGAAGUUGGAACUCCAGUGAAUCUUUCUGCUGCUGGACAAACAGCCGAACAAGCUCCCCCAACCUCACCUGCUGGAAUUUAUGCUGCUCCUAGGAUCAAUCUUACUGCUGCUGGACACAUGGCUUAUGAACUUGGACCGGAUUCUGGGGCAGUUAUGCCAGGGGAACCAAUGAACAUUGGUCCUAUGACAUAUCCCAUGCAAUAUACCUAUGCUCAUUCAUGAAGUGCUGAUAAGAGGUGUAGUGCACGUACAUAGAAACAUCCGUUAGUUCAUAAUUCUGUUUAUAUUCCUUCAUUGUUGCUUUUAUGCAAGCUAGAGUUUUAUGCUUAUUCAAUGAUUUCAAAUAAGACACUGAAUACUUGACAUCCUUUGGCAUCAUAGGAUAUCAUUAAAGCAACUUUAUUUUUAGUUAUUUAGAUUGUUAUUUUUUA